Molecule: messenger RNA, 2266 nt
Organism: Capsicum annuum
Lineage: Eukaryota; Viridiplantae; Streptophyta; Magnoliopsida; Solanales; Solanaceae
Product: beta-amylase 3, chloroplastic
Exons: 4
Coding region: 218-1855 (545 amino acids)
Biological process (GO): polysaccharide catabolic process
Molecular function (GO): beta-amylase activity
Source: RefSeq, a predicted model, not a curated record
GAACUUUUGCACUUUUUUUACAUUCUAAAUAGAGCCACCACCAGAUUUGUCUCCUUCAUUCACCUCAAACCUUUAGGGAUCUUGCUUUUAUAAAUACAAUACACAUUGCCUAUAUCUUCUAUUAUCAGCACAAAAUCAUCAUACAUAUUAUAUUAUCAAAAACAACACAUUCCUACUUCUGUUUAUCUAUUUUCUAUUAUAAAAACAGAAACAAGAAAUGACUUUAACACUCCAAUCAUCAACUUCUUUUAUCAAUUUAAAAGAAACCAAAGGUGUUAAAACACCUGAUGAUUUCUUAAGCAUGGUUUCUUUUGCACAAUCCAAGCCAUCUUGCCGUCUCGUAGCAAAAAGCUCGAUGCAAGAAGCUCAACUCUCCCAUGAGACAAUCAUGGAAGGGAGGAAAAAUGAGAAAAGAGAGAAGCUACAUGAGUUAACAGCUAGUCACAGCAAUAGCAGUAGAAAGGUACCGGUUUUUGUGAUGCUCCCACUUGACACCAUGACCAUGGGAGGGAACUUGAACAAGCCACGAGCGAUGAACGCGAGUUUGAUGGCCUUGAAAAGUUCUGGAGCUGAAGGGGUUAUGGUGGAUGCUUGGUGGGGAUUGGUAGAGAAAGAUGGACCGUUGAAGUAUAACUGGGAAGGGUAUGCUGAACUUGUCAAGAUGUGUCAAGAACAUGGCUUGAAGCUUCAAGUUGUCAUGUCUUUUCAUCAGUGUGGAGGAAAUGUUGGAGAUUCUUGCAGUAUUCCUCUACCUCCAUGGGUACUUGAAGAAAUCAGCAAGAAUCCUGACCUUGUCUACACAGAUAGAUCAGGCCGGAGAAAUCCUGAGUAUAUAUCCUUAGGUUGUGAUAUGUUGCCAGUACUCAAAGGAAGAACACCCAUUCAAGUAUACGCCGACUAUAUGAGGAGCUUCAGAGAAAGAUUCAACGAUUAUUUGGGAAAUGUCAUAGUGGAAAUUCAAGUGGGAAUGGGUCCUUGUGGGGAGCUAAGAUAUCCAGCCUACCCAGAAAGCAAUGGUACAUGGAGGUUUCCUGGAAUUGGAGAAUUCCAAUGCUAUGACAUGUACAUGAGAGCUUCACUAGCAGCAGCAGCCAAGGCAGCUGGAAAGGAUGAUUGGGGCCGGGGAGGGCCUCAUGACUCUGGGCAGUACAAUCAGUUUCCCGAGGAUACUGGAUUUUUUCAAAGGGACGGAACAUGGAACAGUGAAUAUGGACAGUUCUUCCUAGAGUGGUAUUCAGGAAAACUACUAGAGCAUGGAGACAGGAUCCUAGCAGCAGGAGAAAGUAUAUACCAAGGAACUGGGGCUAAGCUAUCUGGAAAGGUAGCUGGGAUUCAUUGGCAUUACAAUACUAGAUCACAUGCUGCAGAGUUAACAGCAGGAUAUUAUAAUACAAGACACAGAGACGGCUAUCUACCUAUAGCACGUAUGUUAGCGAAACAUCGAGUUGUACUUAACUUUACAUGCAUGGAAAUGAGGGAUGGUGAACAGCCCCAUAGUGCAAACUGCUCACCAGAAGGCUUAGUUCGACAAGUUAAAACUGCAGCGAGAACUGCUGGAGUAGAACUUGCUGGAGAAAAUGCUCUAGAAAGGUACGAUGUAGGAGCCUUUUCUCAAGUUUUGGCAACAAGCAUGUCAGAUUCUGGAAAUGGGUUGAGUGCAUUUACAUUCUUGCGAAUGAACAAACGGUUGUUUGAGCCAGAAAACUGGCGGAAUCUAGUGCAAUUCAUAAAGAGCAUGUCGGAAGGAGGUCGAAAUGCUAGCCUUCCAGAGUGCGACUCGAGCAGGACAAACCUCUAUGUAAGAUUUAUCAAAGAAAGUCAUUCUAAGAAAGCUACCGAAGUUGCAGUAGUGUAAAGAUACAGGCUGUAUACAUGUAAUAUAUUUAUCCCAUUUUAGGUCAGCAGAAAGUGGCAUAGAGUACUUAAGUGCCAUACUCAUAGCACCCCAAAGGGUCCAGAAGAAUUUGAGCCCGUGUCUAACAAACUAUAGGAAAGAGGUAAUAGAAGCUAAGUAUGCCAAUCUUUGCCUCUCUGGUUCAGAGUUUGUGAAGCUCUGGGUCAUUGGAGACAAGAAAAAGAAGCUAAGUGAGUCAACCUUUGCCUCCCUGUUUCAGAGGUUGUGAAGCUCUGGAUCAUCCAGGACAAUUAGAUAGUAUCAUACAAGGAUUUGGAUGAGCAUACUCUUUUCUUUGUACAAAAAUAAAAAAUUUCUGCCUUCCACAUUUAUUAUUGAAGAAUAAAGGAGCUAAUGAUAUUGCUUCCUACA